Molecule: messenger RNA, 854 nt
Organism: Actinia tenebrosa (Australian red waratah sea anemone)
Lineage: Eukaryota; Metazoa; Cnidaria; Anthozoa; Actiniaria; Actiniidae
Product: heat shock cognate 71 kDa protein-like
Molecular function (GO): ATP-dependent protein folding chaperone; ATP binding
Source: RefSeq, a predicted model, not a curated record
CCUCUACCGUUUCGCUUCGCGUGAUUUGUCUGCAAACGAGUGCACAGAGGCGGUCACGAUAUUUUGUGGCGGUAUCACGAUUUAACUAAUUGUUAUACACUUGAAUCAUGGCUAAAGCUCCAGCAAUUGGUAUCGAUCUCGGCACUACCUACUCCUGUGUUGGUGUCUUCCAACACGGUAAAGUAGAAAUCAUCGCUAACGACCAAGGAAACCGAACUACUCCAAGUUAUGUCGCCUUCACCGAUACUGAACGUUUGGUAGGCGAUGCAGCCAAGAAUCAAGUCGCUAUGAACCCAGCAAACACUGUUUUUGAUGCCAAGCGAUUGAUUGGGCGUAGAUUUGAUGAACCUGGAGUUCAAUCCGACAUGAAAUACUGGUCAUUCAAGGUCAUUUCUGAAGGUGGUCGACCAAAAGUCCAAGUCGAAUUCAAAGGAGAAACAAAGACAUUCUUUCCAGAAGAGAUAUCUUCAAUGGUUUUGAAUAAGAUGAAGGAAACUGCCGAAGCUUAUCUGGGCACCAAAGUAACGGAUGCUGUUGUCACUGUACCAGCCUAUUUUAACGAUUCCCAGCGACAAGCUACUAAAGAUGCAGGGGUUAUUGCUGGUAUCAAUGUGUUGCGUAUUAUCAAUGAGCCAACAGCUGCAGCCAUUGCAUAUGGUUUGGACAAGAAAGUUGGUGCUGAACGAAAUGUCCUUAUCUAUUUGGAAGGUGUAUGCAACCCAAUCAUCACUAAGUUGUACCAAGGCGCUGGUGGUGCUCCCCCUCCAGGUGGAUUCCCAGGAGCUGCACCCGGCGAAGCUGCACCAGGAGGAGAUGGUGGAUCAUCUGGACCAACUAUUGAAGAAGUUGAUUAA